CAUCGGCGGGGGGUUGACUUCCUUUUUAGUCGCGGCGCCGUCGAGGAAAAUGGCGGCGCAGAUCUCGAAGAAGCGAAAGUUCGUGGCGGAUGGCAUCUUCAAGGCCGAGCUGAACGAGUUCCUGACCCGUGAGUUGGCCGAGGAUGGCUACAGUGGUGUGGAGGUGCGAGUCACACCGACUAGGACCGAGAUCAUCAUCUUGGCCACCAGGACUCAAAAUGUGCUGGGUGAGAAAGGUCGCCGAAUCCGUGAGCUGACUGCUGUUGUUCAGAAGCGAUUUGGUUUCCCAGAGGGGAGUGUUGAGCUUUAUGCUGAAAAGGUUGCCACCAGAGGGCUUUGUGCUAUUGCUCAGGCAGAAUCUCUCCGAUACAAGUUGUUAGGAGGUCUGGCAGUACGUAGAGCCUGUUACGGUGUUCUUCGCUUCAUUAUGGAAAGUGGAGCCAAAGGCUGUGAGGUGGUGGUUUCCGGAAAACUCCGAGGCCAGAGAGCCAAGUCCAUGAAAUUUGUUGAUGGGCUGAUGAUCCACAGUGGUGACCCGGUGAACUACUAUGUGGAUACAGCUGUGCGACACGUACUGCUAAGACAGGGUGUAUUGGGCAUUAAAGUUAAGAUCAUGUUGCCAUGGGACCCAAGUGGUAAAAUUGGACCCAAGAAACCUCUGCCUGAUCAUGUCAGCAUUGUUGAGCCCAAGGAGGAGAUCUUGCCAACUACACCUAUUUCAGAACAGAAGGGAGGCAAACCAGAGCAACCCGUGAUCCAGCAGCCAGGGCCAGUUCCGACCGCAUAAUUGGUGUACCAGCAUUGAAGAACAAUAUCUAAUUUUCUGUAUAUGUUCAAAUAAAACAAAGGGAAAAAAGUUGCUUGUUUCAUGUGAAGUAUUGCGUGUUCCC
This is a messenger RNA of Hemiscyllium ocellatum (epaulette shark), 890 nucleotides long. It is a transcript of the gene rps3, whose product is annotated as ribosomal protein S3. The record is from RefSeq and is a predicted model, not a curated record. The coding region runs from base 50 to 787 and encodes 245 amino acids. Gene Ontology annotation, biological process: positive regulation of apoptotic signaling pathway; translation. Lineage: Eukaryota; Metazoa; Chordata; Chondrichthyes; Orectolobiformes; Hemiscylliidae. Gene Ontology annotation, molecular function: RNA binding; structural constituent of ribosome. Gene Ontology annotation, cellular component: cytosolic small ribosomal subunit; nucleus. The transcript has 7 exons.